Messenger RNA from Metarhizium robertsii ARSEF 23, 366 nucleotides. RefSeq names its product PDZ-binding protein, CRIPT. The coding region runs from base 1 to 366 and encodes 121 amino acids. Gene Ontology annotation, molecular function: microtubule binding. The transcript is spliced from 4 exons. Gene Ontology annotation, biological process: cytoplasmic microtubule organization. NCBI's taxonomy places the organism in Eukaryota, Fungi, Ascomycota, Sordariomycetes, Hypocreales, Clavicipitaceae. The record is from RefSeq and is a predicted model, not a curated record.
AUGGUCUGCACCAAGUGCCAGAAACUGUCCAAAACGACGCUAGCCACCCCCGAUGUCAAAAAGAAGAGUGAAAUGUACUACGGCUCCCCUGCAGCAUCGUCCUCGAAACCAUCGGGGUCAAAAUCGACUACUCUGGGACAAAGCGGCGUCGUAAAGAGCAAACUUUUGUCAAAAUCUGCCAAAAAUCCCUAUGCGCAGUACUCAAGCUCGUGCACAAAAUGCAAGGCAAAGGUGUCGCAGGGCCACAGCUUAUGCCAAACAUGCGCAUAUAAGAAUGACUCUUGUGCUAUAUGUGGGAAACCAAAUAAGAAAAAGAAGGCUGAUGCCGCUCCAACAGUCACGGGCCAGAAGUUCACCUUGAAGUGA